AUGCCAGAAGUAAAUGUUGAAUUCAGAACCCCAGAAUUUAAUACCAAAAGCGUUGGUCAAUCAAGCCCAACAGCCCAAAGUUGGAUCUCGCCGCUUCGAUUGAUUCCACCAGAGACAGACAUAGACACUCCUACCGUCACUUGGUCAAGCACCAACAGCACUACUAGUAAAAAUAACGAUGGUAUAACCGGAUAUCUCAAGGUUGACGAUGAGCUAGGGAGCAGCGGACUAAUAGUUCAAGAGCAACAGAGCUCUCGCACGUUGCCUUUCAGUUUAGCUGAAGCUGACAUCGUGGAAACAGCCAAAAAUGGCCCGAAUUUAUCACAAGAUGCAGUGUCAUCAGUUGAUUCCGAUCAUGAUUUUACAGGAAGCAGUGAAUUUGUCAUUUAUGUUCCCUCAGGCCAAGCCACUUUGCACCAGCCGCCUGAAGUUACUUCGAUGAAGUCUUCAUCUUCACUAGAAGACUUCCAAAGCCUUUCUGGCCAAACUUCAAUGGGUUCCUUCGAUAAAGCUACAUUUCCGGGAACCUUACGUGCUGUGUCUCGGUCGAAACCAAUGGAAAUCAAUAGUUAUGUGACAGGGAAUCUGGAAACUUCUUCGCAUUUGACUGAACAUUCUCGUCAUUAUCAGCCUACACAAACAACGCGAAACGCCCUCAAAUCCGACGACUCAGACUUGAGCACGCCCAAUCCGAUCACCGAAAGCCAGCUCAUGGAUUCAACCACAACGGUGCCGGCGACUACGACCGCCACGAAAAAUCCAGUAGAAGAAUUGACGAUGGAUGGUUCUCGCGCAUCUCGGGCCUUGUCGAGCCAUGGUGUGGGAUUGAUUGUGGGGAGCAUUUCCGGUGCUAGUUUGCUAUUUGCAAUCAGCUUUUAUUUACACCGAUUUUGCUUUCGGCGAAUUGGUAGGUCCAGUAGAGGCACAGGAUCAGUUACCCAACCGAAAGCAGACAAUCCUGCUGCCACAUGCCCAGAUAUGCCGGAAAUUUUGGAAAUUUCACGAUUUUCUGCCUAUUCAUGA
Messenger RNA from Penicillium vulpinum, 1023 nucleotides. RefSeq lists its product as uncharacterized. The transcript is spliced from 2 exons. The coding region runs from base 1 to 1023 and encodes 340 amino acids. Lineage: Eukaryota; Fungi; Ascomycota; Eurotiomycetes; Eurotiales; Aspergillaceae. The record is from RefSeq and is a predicted model, not a curated record.